AUGGCUUCGAAAUCCGGACUCGAUACUCCCGUCCCUGGCUCAGAUUCAGUCGAGGAAGUUAACAAGUCUCCAGCGAAAGUCCAAGAACUCAACAAGGCGGGUUUAGAUGAUGAAGAGGCUCGUAGGGAGUUUCUCUCGCGCUUCACUGCUGAGGAUGACCACAGGAUCAUGAGAAAAGUCGAUUGGAGGUUUUUGCCUCUGAUAGGUUUCAUGUAUCUCGUCAAACAGAUCGAUUUCUCCAACGCUGCUUCUAUCAAGGUCCUGCAGCCAGGCGAAUCAAGAAAUGUGUUGACUGAGUUAAACAUGUCCGCAGACCAGUAUAACUGGGUACAAACUGUCUACUACAUCGCCUACGUCCUUUUCGAAAUUCCAAGCACAUUGGUGCUCAAAAAGGCCACGCCUAGAAAGUGGCAAAGUCGAAUCUUCCUCACCUGGGGCAUCGUGGUCGCCUGCCACGCGGCUAUCCAAAACGCGGGCGGCUUCUAUGCUCUCCGUUUCCUUUUGGGUGCGAUGGAAGCUGGAUUCUUCCCUUGUUUGGCAGCACAGAUGUGCAGUUGGUACCGAAGCGACGAAUAUGGAAGACCUAUCAUGUGGAUGUUUGGAUUUCAAAACUUUUCGGGCAUCAUCGGAAGCUUGUUAACGUACGGUAUCUCUUACAUGAACGGUGUUGGAGGUUUGAGUGCUUGGAGAUGGGUUUUCCUUUUAGAAGGACUCACGACAAUACUGUUCGCCGGAGUCAUCUACUAUGUCCUGCCAGAUUAUCCUAAAUCUCCCAGGCCAAGCCGCUGGCUCACUCCGGACGAGCAACAAUAUCUCGAAUAUCGUCUAACGGAAAAUGCCCCAAAGACUGACGAUGCCGUUUUUGACAAAUCCGAAAUCAUUGCGUCUCUCAAAGAUCCUAAGCUCAUUGGAUUUACAUUAUCUCAAUUCUUCCUAAACAUUGCUGGCUACGGAUUAAGUUGGCAGUUGCCAACAAUCACCACCUCCCUUGGCUUCGCUGGUCUGCCCCGGAACCAACUUCUAAAUAUCCCGCCUGCUGCUGCAACUGUCAUCGGAAUCAUACUGGCUGCGUGGUUUUUGCGACGGGCAUACGUCGCCCGACCUAUUUUCAUUCACGCCCUCAGCGCUGGUAUCCUUGCCUUUUUCAUCGUCCUCUGCGUUCCUGUAAGUAACGGCGCCGUCUAUGCUGCAGUUGUCCUCGGAAACGCAUUUUACUUCGUCUUCUUUGUGCCCUUCUGGGCUUGGAGAUCCGCCACGCUUGUCGGGACUACGGGGACAGCAUUUACAUUGGCUUUGCAGACAUCAGUUGCUCAGGUUGGCGGUGUCAUUGCACCUCAGCUGUUCCAGUCCAAGUACGCAUACAAUGGCUACAAAACAUCAUUCAUCAUUUGCACAGUCUCUGUAGCUAUAGCCAUCCUAUCCAAUAUCUGGCUCACAUACUUGACUUGGACGGUGGAGCAAGAUACCAAGAAUGUGAGAAGAGAACGCAUCCGUGCUGAGCGGGAGGGCAAAGUAUAUACAGGUGAAGAUGUCAAACUUCGUCAUUAA
Clonostachys rhizophaga is the source of this 1548-nucleotide messenger RNA. NCBI's taxonomy places the organism in Eukaryota, Fungi, Ascomycota, Sordariomycetes, Hypocreales, Bionectriaceae. The record is from the annotation of a GenBank genome assembly.